CGCCCAGCAAACCAAGCGUCACACUAUUUUCAUACACAAUCAAAUUUCGUGUGCAAAAAAAGAAAUGGCGCUGUCUAAAACCUUCCUGUGCGCCUUUGCUCUAAUCACUGUGGUUGUACAACAGAUUGAAUCAAGAGAAUGCUAUCAUGAUAUUCUAUCUUUCAAAUGCGAGAAGUAUUGUUGCGGGGAAGGUCCUAUUCAUUACCAGUGCAAAGACGACUGCGAAGGCAUCGCAUGCGACAGUGAUGACGACUGUGGAAAUGGCUGUUGCCGAGAUGAUGAAUGUGGAAAUUGUCCGUUAUCCAUAACCAUCAUAGCAAUUAUCGUAGGAUGUGCCGUGGUUUUCCUUAUAAUUAUCAUUGUCGCUGCUAUAUGUUGUUGCCAUUGUUGCCAAAGUCAACCAAGGCAGGUCGUAGUUGGACGCUGGGCUGAACUACACAACGCAAAUAAUCUGAGAGUGGCCAACCCUGCAGUUAACGUGGUUCACACUAGCUCUAAUGCCUACAUGCAACACUAAAUGCUAAGAAGAAACUGUGGGACUUUCAGCUGAUGUGUCAAUGUGUUUUACCAUUAAUUUGACCAGAUUUGAUUGCUUAUACUACAAUUUUUUUUUAUAUAAUAUACGUAAAGAAUGUACAAACAGAUGGAUUUUUAUUACUGAUGAAUCAGAUAGAUUUUGUAAAUUCUAGGAGUUGUUUAGAUCAUAUAUGUUUAGAUCAAGCUAUAUAGCUUAAUCGUGUAAAACUCAGAAACGGACUAGCUAGCUUUCACUUUCACUUUCAAUACCAGGGUCCGUCAUGGCAGAAAUCUUAGAAAUCGUGUUAGAAUCAGGAAUUCAACUUGAAAUCAACAAGCAAUCGCUAGAAAUAACCUAAGAUAAUUUAACAAUCAGAAAACCCAAACAUUCUUGCAAAGGCUUCAAACGUGGUAUUCAGCCACGGCACGAACAAGUUUGUUUGCGUAUUACGACAUUGCAUAAUUAUCACAAUAUUUUUGUUUUUAAAUUGCUCCAAAGUUUGAGUAAACCAUACUUUUAGUUAACGAAAUUUAGUACUACUGUAUCUUAUAUUUCAUAUAAUCUUAAAAUUGGUGUUGAAAUCAGUAAAAAUAACGAAAUCAGCUCAGAAAUCAAGUUUUUUCGGAAUGUCGUACAUAUUUGAUAAUUGAAAGCCGUGGGUGUCAUAUAGUAUUGUUGCCAUACCAGGAGGUCAUAUAAUAUUAAUGCUUUUACUGACUCUUUACUUGCAUGUAGAAUAAAAUUUGUGUGUAUCAAAAAUAUCGCGAGAAUCCUGCUAAAUGUUUCGACAUUUUCCACCUGGAACAAGUAGAGAACUACUUGAUUAGCUAGGUCUCAAAAUAAUACGGGAAUUGCGUUGAUUUUCACUCGCUACCCACUCAUCUCAGGCCAACCUCGUUCCCAGGAUCUUCCCUCGUUCCCAGGUUCACAGGUUAGAUGCUGGGCAUGACCCAACUUGCGAACGGGCGUACUCUGGGUACGAGAUUGCUAAUACGCCUGUUCAGGAUACAGGAAAAGAUCGAAAAGUCGAAGGUCAGCUAAAUAUUCUAAUUCUACUUUCUUGGCAUGGGGGUUUUUAUAUGAAUCCCUUCAAUGCUUAUAACGUCUUGCUUUUGUAUGUAUAAUUAUACUGUUAAUGGUGAAGCUAGCCAUUAUUAAACUAAACUAAACUCUACAUGUCCUGUUUCGAUAAACGAGUACUGAUAGUACGAUUAAAAACUGUUCUGUUAACAUUCCU
Paramuricea clavata is the source of this 1754-nucleotide messenger RNA. Lineage: Eukaryota; Metazoa; Cnidaria; Anthozoa; Malacalcyonacea; Plexauridae. The record is from the annotation of a GenBank genome assembly.